CUUGGAUCCCGAUGAACAGGCCUUUUGGCAAUUGUACAAUGAAUUGAACACUCCAAGUUCUUCUAUGGAGAGCCUCAGCAGGGAGGAAUCUCCGUCAACCGAUCCAUGUUCUUUGUGUGGCCCUUCAGCCAUGGAGGUCGAGAUGGGCCUCUCAUUCCAGCCGGGUACAUCGUUUCUUAGUCUACCAGAAACUGCCAAGAUCAAGAUUCUAGAGUAUGCUGGACUGCUACGCCCUUGUCUGAUUGAUAUCACAAGCGAGUGUGUCCGAAGGAACCCCACUCUUCAACCCUUGUGUAGUCGCACCUCCAUGCGUGAGACUAAGGGGUCAUGGACUGCCUUUGUUGACAGGGGCUGUACUCAUCCUCGGCUGCCCACUGCAUUGUUCCAGACCUCUCGUGCCGUCCGCGAUGAAAUUGGUCCUUUAUUUUUUGGCCUCAACAGAUUCAGCGCUACUCUCUACAAGAAGGCAGACUUUUGCAAGUUCCGUGAAGCGACACUUUGGGGUAUGGAGCACUUGAAAUAUCUUCAUAUUGACCUGGGUCCUAGUGAUAGGCGCUUUCUCAAGCUAUCUGGAGGGAUCCAUCGGACAAUCAUGAAGAUGUGGGUCGCUUUCUGUGACUUGGCUGCGAUGAAGAUGCCUUCUCUCACGUACUUCAGCCUGAAGUGCAGGGUUAAGGAUCUAGAGGUUGCGCACAAAUUGAUGUGCGCAAUGGAUCGUUUCCCUUCUUUGGACCAAUGUGCUAUUCAUCUCAAUCAGUACCAGGAGAAUGACAUUCGAGCUGUGGUCAAGCGAACCUGCUGGCGGCUGACCAACAACCUUGGAGAUAGGCCUCCGUUUAGAUUCCUUCGACUUCCAAAAGAGGUUCAGCUUCUUAUACUCGAGCAACUUCUAAUCAACCGUCCUGAUCCUUAUAUCAUGGCUUCAGAGUGUCCAAACGGCCUCGUAACUUUGCAAGACCGCAGACGUCAACGACCGACUAUUUAUCCCCUCACUUGUUGCGGGACUUGCUCACCUUUGCGAGCCAUGUGCUUCUGUUACGCUCGCCAAACGGCCUUCUCCACCACCUGUUCUUGUUUCUCUUCACCCACGCCCUAUUUUCUGGUCAGCCGAGAAUUCUAUGAGGAUGCCCGUCGGGUCUUUUUCUCGAAGAACAACUUUGCAUUCACGGAUGAAGACCCUGAGCUCAUAAUGAGACUCCUGCAUUAUAUCCCUACGUCUUCCUCCAUGCAGAUCAGGCACCUGACUUUCAAGUUUCCGUUGACCUUUCGAAGCCCUGCCAGAACUGCUCACAGAGUGGAGGAUGCAGCACUGCUGUCUUGGUCGGUGUUGCGCCGCUUCAUCCGCGAACACUUUGAUAUUCCUCACCUGUCCCUCACAAUAAUCGACCUUGGCACGAAGAACUAUGGCAAUGGAGCAAUUCAGAGUAGGAACAAAUACCUGCGCAAACUUCUUAAGGCAUUUGUAGACCUACGCGGCCUCCGGGACUUUCGUGUAUAUUUGGCGGAUGAGCGUUCAUAUGAAAAGGACGUGGAACGGGCUGUGCUGGGUUUUGCAUGUCAUGGAAGAUCCAAACCCAGCCACAUGCCAUUUAUUGGCCAAAAACAUCUGAACACAUAAAACCCCAUUUUGGGACCAAACAGACUCUGGCUGAUAUUAAUUACCACUGGAUUGUCCCGUAUCUUUCGCCUAUUCUUUGGGUUUCGUUUUUUAAUGCCUGAUGAUGAGACGAACAAAACAUUUCAUAGUAUUCCCCUCGCGCGCUCGAGCUCGAGACGCAAAGAUCCUUGCACACAGAUCAUCCAAGCUCAGAAAUCGGUUGGUAGAUAUUCACCAACAAGUCGCCUCGAGAAGAUCCAAUUCCAUACCCCAAUCUACGGGGACGCGGCCGUCUAAGAAAGUAUGGAGGAUAUGCUUGUGAAUAUCUCUUUUCUUCUCGAACACUCUAUCCAUUUGUUGCCUCCCUUUCGUUCG
Molecule: messenger RNA, 1972 nt
Organism: Aspergillus caelatus
Lineage: Eukaryota; Fungi; Ascomycota; Eurotiomycetes; Eurotiales; Aspergillaceae
Exons: 1
Coding region: 65-1618 (517 amino acids)
Source: RefSeq, a predicted model, not a curated record